AUGAGUGUCAAUACUGCAUCUAUUCCACACUUGGUUGCUACCAAGGAUUAUUCUCAACUAGCCUCUGUUUGUGAAAUCCUUGAACAGGAGCAGGACCUUUUCCUUGUUACGGGAGCUCAGUCUGUUCCUGACUUGCGUAUUCCCACUUGUCUGCUUGCUUCUUACAUUAUCCUCAACGAUUUGGGUGCAGCCAGAUACCUUGUUCAGCGCACUACCAAUCCUCACCGGUCAAAAGAGUUUAUGGCUCUAGCCUUGGUCAGUGUCCACCUUUGGAAGAAGGAUUUGGAGGCUGUUUUAAUUGCCCUGGACAACUUGGAUAUUAUAUCCACCACUGCUACUACGACUGGAACUGAUAUGGAUAGAAACAGUGAUGGAUCCACAGGGAAUAGCCAAGAGCAUGCUACACAAGAUGAUUGGAUGUAUAGGUUGCUAGCGUUGGUCAAAGAUACUGUGAGAACCAGAUCGUUGGGACUGAUUGCAUUAGCUUAUUCAAGCAUAAGCAUACCCCACUUUUCUACUUUGAUGGGCGUUACUGCAGAUCAAGUUGAAUCUGUAGUGGCAUCGUUGGGCUGGAGAAUACAAGAAGGAUUUAUUUUCCCAUCUCCUUCAAAAACACAGUCUACUAGCAAGAAGCAUGCAGCAUCACGACCUGGAUUGGAUCGAAUUUCUACACUUGCAGAAUACUCUAUACAGCUUGGACUGUAA
Batrachochytrium dendrobatidis JAM81 is the source of this 705-nucleotide messenger RNA. RefSeq lists its product as uncharacterized. The transcript has a single exon. Bases 1 to 705 code for a protein of 234 amino acids. NCBI's taxonomy places the organism in Eukaryota, Fungi, Chytridiomycota, Chytridiomycetes, Rhizophydiales. Gene Ontology annotation, biological process: protein deneddylation; COP9 signalosome assembly. Gene Ontology annotation, cellular component: COP9 signalosome. The record is from RefSeq and is a predicted model, not a curated record.